Molecule: messenger RNA, 1893 nt
Organism: Drosophila ficusphila
Lineage: Eukaryota; Metazoa; Arthropoda; Insecta; Diptera; Drosophilidae
Gene: Jasper
Product: PC4 and SFRS1-interacting protein
Exons: 3
Coding region: 92-1531 (479 amino acids)
Biological process (GO): regulation of transcription by RNA polymerase II
Cellular component (GO): nucleus
Molecular function (GO): double-stranded DNA binding; transcription coregulator activity
Source: RefSeq, a predicted model, not a curated record
GCAACCCAGAGUGCGAAGCAGACGCCAUAGAAUCGCCGAAAACAAAUUGGAUUUACACGCCGCCGAAACUAACUAAAGCAGAACCACUGAAAUGGGCAAGGAAAAGGCUGCCAAAUCGUACAACAUUGGCGACCUGGUGUUCGCCAAGGUAAAGGGAUACCCGCCGUGGCCGGCGAAGAUCACCAAGAGCAACAACAAUAAGAAGUACAAUGUUUACUUUUACGGAACUGGGGAGACGGCCAAUAUCAAGGUGGAGGAUCUGUUCCGGUACGCGGAAAACAAGGAGCGGUUCGCCACCGAGAAGAUCAUGAAGCGGGCCAAGUUCAUCGAGGCCAUUGAGCAGAUUGAAAGCGCCCUGCGCGGUGAGGACUCAGCGCCCAUCGAUUUGCCCGGCGCCGAGGUGACAGUUCCUCCGACAGCCGCAGACUCCGUCGGGAAAGCGGAGUCUAAGCAGGAGGACCCCGCCGCUGCAAAGGAGCAAACUGUGGAAGCUGCCGUAGAGAAACCCAAAAAGAGCGUUAACCGGAAGCCGAAGGCACCACCGCGCCAUGUGGACGGCGACAGCGAAGAGGGAGCUGAGGCCAGCGGCGGCACAUCUUCCUCCGCGGAUUUGGCCCCUCCCGCCAAGCGACGUGUCCCUGCCGAGGGUUUGAGUGCCGCUCCAGCCAAUGCUGCUCCCGCUACAACGGCCACUACGUCCGGCAAGAAAUCUGUAAAGAAAUCAAAGCCUACGGCUGCAGUUACUCCUAUCCAGAAGCGGUCAAGGCCUAUCUAUAACAUUCGGAACGAUCUGCUCAUGGUGUACAUGCCCACUGCCAAAUGUGUGGGCAUCGACAUCAACUACAACAAGCCGGAAGUCUUUGAGAGCCCUGCUGCCGAGGCGGCGUGGGUGGAAAAGGCUCGGAAGGAGGCAAUGGAAAUAAAGUUAAAGCUGGAGAGCGGGCAAAUGGAGCCAGAGGCCAUGCCCGAGAGGAUAGUGGUGGAACCAUCGCGCACUGAGAUCCCCAAGCAGGAGGCGUUGCGGUUCAUCGAGGAGCUGAUCGAGCACGAGGACGCUCUGUUCAUGGAGCGCGACUUCAUCCAGCUCUCCCAGCAGCUGCGCGAGUGCUUGGGACUGCGGCGGGCUAAUGUGGGCAAGUGUAUUGAGAUCCUUGAGCAGUUCAAGGAGGUGGAGCUCACCAAGCUUAUGCUGCUGCGCAACCCGGAGUGCGUGGACAUCAUGCGAAGACUUCGUCGGUACGUGGGCAACCUGGAGCUCUGGAAGAUGGAGCUUUCCGACGAGGCGGAUUUUAAGGAGAAGGCGCUGACCAUCCGCCAGGUGUCCUCUACAAUUUUCGACGGCUUCAAGAAGCUCUUCAACACGGAGCCCGAGAUCGAGGACAACUUUUGGAUUGACUUCUGUGAAAAGGUCAAGAUCUACAAGACCUACACGAAAAACAUGAACGAGAACCUUCGCGUCGGAUUGAACGAGCGUAGCUACAACAAUUUGGUAAUGGCCAAAGAGAGCGCCGCCACCGCCGUUCCGCAAUAGAUGAUCAGUGUUUAAUAACCAGCUCCGCUGGCUUGAUUGUACCAUAAGUUACUACUAAGCGUUGAGAACCGGACGAAUGUGAAGACCCCGCUCUGGAUGACAAAGUUUCGUAAAGCCGAGUGCUAUUGCUUAUUUUUUAAGACUAAAGUUCAUUUAUCUCCCCAUGAAACCUUAAACCCCACAUCCCGUGUGCAUACUAGGUGCAUAUCCGUGCAGCUUACCAGUUGGUGAUCAGCCUCCUGCGCACCCGCUUAAUAUUAAUAUUAUUCCCAGAUAUACAAUUUUUCAGACCCGUACAUAAUUACUAAGUGUGUAGAUGUUUUGACUAUUAUUGAAUUAAAUAUAGAAGGUACAUUAUCCCA